Messenger RNA from Ictalurus furcatus (blue catfish), 3991 nucleotides. It is a transcript of the gene galr2b, whose product is annotated as galanin receptor 2b. The transcript is spliced from 3 exons. Bases 1688 to 2824 code for a protein of 378 amino acids. Gene Ontology annotation, biological process: G protein-coupled receptor signaling pathway. Gene Ontology annotation, cellular component: membrane. Gene Ontology annotation, molecular function: G protein-coupled receptor activity. The record is from RefSeq and is a predicted model, not a curated record. NCBI's taxonomy places the organism in Eukaryota, Metazoa, Chordata, Actinopteri, Siluriformes, Ictaluridae.
CUCUUCCCUGGAGAAUCCAGAUCACAUUGUGCUCUAUUGUAGCCAGCACUAAGCUGUGAGGAGGAAUUGCAAUACUUGCCAUAAGUGUUAACUCAUUGUCACAGGCGCAGGAGAAGCAGCUUUGAGUUGUUAAACAGACACUACCAGAGAUGAAGAGAGAAAGUGGUGAAAGGGGUCCAAGUGAGGAAGCUGAACAGAAGACAUACUCAAGAAGAAUGGUGGACUAAAAAUAAUACAUUUCAUCAUUUACUCAAGAGGCACCUUCAUCUCUUAGAGCUGUCAGAGCACUUAAUCACAUGCCACGUGGCUGAAAACUAAUGGAAUGCUAAUCAUUAUGUUACAAAAUAUGAUGAUUUAGCAAGUGAAACCCUCAUCACCAUUGUUUAAGGGAAAACCUUUUAAAGGCACUGUUAUUAAAUUAAAUCAGUAUUUGUCUGAGCCUGACAUAUUGAGUUACAUAUUUAUAUCUCCUUUUGUUACUGUACAUGUAUUACUAUGACUAAGGUUCACAAGGUUUGUGUAGGUGGGAAUACAGACAGGUUAUUGCCUUAUUGAACACAAAAACAUAGCAAUCACUUGACUUUGAAGGACAUGGUUUGUUUUUAUUUAUUUAUUUAUUUUGCCUUUUUUGUUUUUACUGUCUCCCUUCUUUUUUCUUUGCUUUCCCCCAUUUCUCCCGCGUCUUCUCUCUUUCCCACACACCCUUCCCCCAUAUCUAAUCCACUCCCCAAAUCCACAGAUUUCUCAGCAAAUGCAUUCACAUGCUUGGGACGCAUGACUUGUCAAGAUAUUCUUUCAUUUCCUCGUCUCACAAACAAAGGAUAUUACUUAUAUAUUGCAAAUAACUCAAAUGUACUUACAAGAUAAAUUGUAAUCGAUGAUUAUUGCAUAUAAACUAUGAAUAAAAAUAAGCAGUACUAUGCUCUUGCCUUGUUUAUCCUCUAUCUUGUGUUACUGCAGCAGCGUUUAUGCACAUCAAUAUGCAGUCACUCUGUAGAGAAAAGCACUGACGAAGAAACCAUCAUAAACUACCAAGCAAGAUUUAGCAUCAGUAGCAAGCACAAACCUAGCUGUUUUGAAUGUUUCUUUUCCGUGUGAAUUAUGGAUCAUGUCUGACAACGUUUCACCUUGCGCUUUUUAAAAAAAAUACAGUACAAUUGUGGUGACUCCUGCUUCACAUUGAAGUGCUUUAUUAUGCUUCUUUAAAUUUUGCACAUGGUAUACAAUACCUUUCUUUAUAAACCUCAUUCAUUUUGAAAAUCCUUUAAAGUGUUUCUCACCCAUGCCUUUUAAAAUCUCACCACAGGUCUUUGGUAUUUUAGAUUAGGUAUGUGAAUAUUAUUUACUGACCGGAAAUGAUCAGUCCUUUCUCUUUGUGCUUUAAGACUGUUUUCAGCACCAAAUGACUGCUAAGCUGCAGCACUACCACUCCCCAUGUCUAUAAAGAAUUUAUUAUUUUUAUGCUUUUGAAGUUCUGCUGUUACAUGAUACCACAUAUAGGUGAGAAAUUAUCUGAGAAUAUGGAAAAACAGCUCUUGUGUUCUGCUUAAUACAUAAGCAAAAAAUGCUUACAGCAGAUGCAUGAUGAAGGGGUUGUCUUUUUUCACAGCUUGAUCGAUUUCUGGGGAUGAAGAAACUGUUCAACAGUUGAACAGCACUUACUGUUUCUUCAUAUCCAAGGUACACAAUGUCCGACCAUGAGGAUCUGAGCAAAGCCAUGGGCCACUGGAACGCCUCGGACAGCUAUCAGCUGAAUGCAGCUAGCGUGAUUGUGUCCGUUGUGUUCUCACUCAUCUUCCUGCUGGGCACAGUGGGCAACAGCCUGGUGCUCGCUGUGCUCCUGCGCAGCGGCCAGCUCAGCUACAACACCACCAACCUGUUCAUUCUCAACCUCAGCGUGGCUGACUUCUUCUUCAUCAUAUUCUGUGUGCCUUUCCAGGCCACCAUAUACUCACUGGAGGGCUGGGUAUUUGGCUCCUUCAUGUGCAAAGUGGUGCACUUCUUCAUCAACCUCACCAUGUAUGCUAGCAGCUUCACCCUUGCUGCUGUCUCUGUUGACAGAUAUUUGGCCAUUCGUUACCCACUGCGCUCCAGAGAAUUACGAACGCCCUGUAAUGCGGUUGUUGCCAUGGUGAUCAUUUGGGGUCUGUCUCUUGUCUUUGCCGGCCCUUACUUGAGCUAUUAUGACCUGAUUGAUUUCGAAAACAGCAACGUGUGUGUUCCCGGUUGGGAGGAAUACAACCGCAAAGUGCUGGAUACCUGCACCUUUGUGUUUGGCUAUGUCAUCCCUGUACUCAUUGUCAGCCUGUCUUACACACGCACCAUCAAGUAUCUCUGGACAGCCGUUGACCCACUGGACGGCAUGUCCGAGUCUAAGCGAGCCAAGCGCAAAGUCACCAAGAUGAUCAUAAUCGUCACUGUUCUGUUUUGCAUCUGCUGGCUGCCCUACCAUGUGGUCAUCCUGUGCUACUUGUACGGAGAUUUCCCCUUCAAUCAGACCACUUAUGCAUUCAGGCUGCUCUCACACUGCAUGGCUUACGCCAACUCCUGCCUUAAUCCCAUUGUCUAUGCGCUGGUGUCCAAGCACUUCCGCAAGGGCUUUAAGAAAGUGUUCAGCUGCAUUCUCAGUAAAAAAGGCCGCAAUAAGGUGCAUGUGGUGCAACUGGCUAACACUGUGCCUGGCUUUGAAGCUGCCUCCACCGAGGUAUCACACAUGAACGAAGAGAACGGCAGACAGAAUGAGCGUGAGAUGGCUGACCGCCCCCUUACAGAGUCACAGGAUGCCACCAUGAACAUAACAUUACCUUGCCAGAAGCAGCCAUGAGCAUAGUUAGUAUGGUAGCAAUGGUCAAAAGGGCAAAGAUAUAAUAUCACAAUACUUUUCAUGAUACCUUGUUUGUUUGUUGUUGUUUUUUUACCUUAAAUAAGAAUUUGUAAUAGAUGCAAUGCACCAGCUAAUACAGUACUGGGUUCACUGAUUUUUAUUCAACUCUUAAAAAAGAAGAUAUGGCAUAAUAGAAAAACAUCCAAUUAACUAUCAGUUGCUUUAUGGUUUUAACUUAACUUAUUGACAAAAGUUGUGUAAUUCAUCAAGAUCUACUUUUAAUUGCAAAAUAAAGUUUAUCAUGAAGUAAUCUAUCAUGAUAACAAUCUAACUGCACUAACUGCUGAUGCUAUACCAGCCUUACUGAAUUGUGAAACUAAUGUACCACUGCCACUGGACAUAACCCAUAUGCUUUAAGGUUGACUACUAUAGACAGUGGUUAAUUAAACUGCUUCUUUAAUGACACACAUAAAAAGACAAUAUAUUUUUCAAUAUAAUAAAUUAUUUAUUUUGCUGGGUUUAUUUCUUGUAAGUAUUAAAAUGUGCUAUAAAUUAAAUGUGUUAUUUAAAAGCUGAAAAUAUCUAUUUUUAAUGGCUUUUUGAACAUGUUGCAGUGUAUAAUGCUUCUGUGCUGAUUAAAUGAUUCCGUGAUAAAAAUUACAUCUGGUAAUUAUGUAAUGCACUCUAAUGUCCUAAGAAUUCUGUAUCCAUAUAAAAUAUAUGAUAUUGAUUUCCUUCUAGCUUAUUGUAUUUUUCUGUCUCACUUCUGACUAAUCUCUGUGUGCUUGUGAUCUUCUUACAGAGACUACAUUAAUAAUUAACAAGUGCAAUUUCCAUCCCAGAUUUCACUACUCCACUGUUUACCAACUAUACAUACCAUAUAAGCAUAAACAAAUGGGCUCAUACCAUUUUGCACUUUUAUACUGGUUGUUUACAAACUUCUGAUGUUAUGCUCAUGAUUGCCUUACCUCUAUGUCUUGCUGUUCUUUGGUAUUAAAAAGUAACUUGUACAGAGUUGACAUUUAAGAUAUUCAUGUUGGUUGAUUUCAAUAAAAGGAUGAUAUAUCUUAAGAAAUGUUUCCUUUGUGAGUUUAGUCACAUGAGAGUCACAUGAGAGUUUCUGAAUCUGUUGGUUUGUUAUAUAACAUUAUAGAUUUGAUAGGAAUA